Octopus sinensis (East Asian common octopus) is the source of this 1923-nucleotide messenger RNA. RefSeq names its product PIN2/TERF1-interacting telomerase inhibitor 1-like. Gene Ontology annotation, cellular component: nucleolus. The transcript is spliced from 5 exons. Gene Ontology annotation, biological process: regulation of ribosome biogenesis. NCBI's taxonomy places the organism in Eukaryota, Metazoa, Mollusca, Cephalopoda, Octopoda, Octopodidae. Gene Ontology annotation, molecular function: nucleic acid binding; telomerase inhibitor activity. The record is from RefSeq and is a predicted model, not a curated record. The coding region runs from base 224 to 1897 and encodes 557 amino acids.
GGAUUGAGAAUACUUCUCAGUGUUCAGUGAUGUCAGAGAUGAUAUGUGCAACGUUCAGUGAUUCAUCAGUCUAUGUUUGGUUGUGUGGCUGAAUGAAAGCUGAAUGAAAUCAGGUUAAACUGUUUCCACCGCUGCUGCUACACUCGUAGCGACUUCCUCUCUCUCUCUCUCGCCAGCCUCGAAAGAUUAUUUCUGUCUUGGUAUUUCUUACAUCGAAGAAGUCAUGUUAGCAGAGAAACACGAACGAGUGAAAUACUCCGUCAAUCCAACUGGUUCUGCCUGGAGUAAUGAUGAAAGCAAGUUUGGUCAGAAGAUGCUUGAGAAGUUUGGCUGGAAGAAAGGUAAAGGUUUGGGGCUGCGAGAAGACGGUUGCAAAGAACAUGUGAAAGUCACAAAGAAGAGUGAUAGCAAAGGGCUUGGUUUUAAAAACGUCUUUGGUGACAACUUGAUAAGUCACCAGGAUGAUUUUAACUCCUUGUUGAGCAGCUUGAGUGAAACCCACACUAGUGUCAGUCAUGCUGAUACAGGUGAUGUUAGCAAGUUGGUAGAAAAGUCUUGUGUGGCCAAAAGACGUGUGCACUACCACAAACACAUGAAAAGCAAAGAUCUGUCAGGUCGGACAGCAGAGGACAUGGAUUGUAUAUUUGGCCGAAGGAAAAUCAAGAUGAAGAAACCUGAGACUGAUCUGGUGCCAUCAUCAUCCUCACCAUCAGAAGUGGUUGCUCUUGAGGCUCCUAAUAUUGAUGCAAAAUCAGAAUCUACUGGAGAUUUUACCAUAAAUACUGGGAAGAGUAUAUUGGAAUAUUUUGCUAUGAAAAUGAAAGCAAUGAAAGAAGCACAUUUACAAGUAAGAGGCAGUGAUUCUGCACACAAGGAAUCUCUGGUUACAGAACCUACAGACUUAGAUUGUUCUAUGGAGGUUAACCACUGCCCUGAGCAAACUAUCAAAGAUAAGUCAGAUUCUACUAUGGAUGUUGACCACUGCCCCGAGGAGGCUGUUAAGAAGUUAAAGAAGAAAAAGAAAAAGAAGGUUAAGGAUGAGGAAUUUGAAGAAGAGGCAACAUGUGAAUUAAUAACUGAUGUAGAUGGUGAGCAUAAUUCUGAAUCUGUAGAUAAUUAUAAAAACCAAUCUGCUGAGAUGAGAGAUGAGUGUAUUGUGGUUCAACAUAAGAAGAAAAAAGACAAGCAUAAAAAGUGCAAGGAAAGCACAUCUGAUGUUGUUGACUGUGAUGGUGAGAAUGAUGUAAGUCAUGGAGAAACUGUUUGUUCAACAACUGGUGAGGCCAAAGAAAAGAAGUCAAAGAAGAAGAAGAAGAAAAAGAAGGAACAAGGUUGUGAAGUGGUUGAUUCUAAAAGUGUACUUCAUAAUUCUAUGGUGCAGAGUCCGGCACUUGUUAAUCUUGAGAACCAAAGUACAGUUCCCAGUUGUGGGGAGCAAAGUACAGCAGUGCUUAAUGUUGAAAUAGAAAAAGAUUUAGAAACUAGAGACGAAGAUUUUUACACAAGAAGAAAAAAAAAGAAAAAGAAAAGAUCUCGAGAAGAAAUGGAUAAUCUUAACCAAGAAGAUUCAGUGUCUGCAGGAGUGUCUGAUAAAGUCUCUACAGAAGAAUGUACUGCUCCAAAGAGUAGAAAACACAAAGAAAAAUUAAAGAAAGAAUGUAAUGUUUUACAUGAAACUGUUACUGAAGAACAGACAUCAACUGUUCCUGAUGAAACAUUUCGUUCUGAUAAUUCCGUUAGUAAUCCUGGAAAAACUGAAGACAAUCAGCAAAAUAUUUCAUUGGAACUGAUGUGCAGAAAGGACAUUAAGCACAACACAGAAGCUCUUCAAAGUGCCUUAGAACAUUUCCAACUUCUUGGAGCCAAUGUUUUAGAUAUAGUUGGUUAUUCAUUUUAAAGAAAAAUUAAAAAAAUUUUUCUAUA